UGUACUUCUGCUGUCUUGGCAAGAAAGGGAAGUAAACUAACGAGAUCAAGUUGAAUUAUUCUUGGGAAACUCUCAAGUCCGUGUUUUUGACGCGUAGCGGCCACUGCGUCCUUUUCUUUUCAUCGAUUUGUUUUAUUUGUAGCUCAUUGCCAUCGGAAAGAGCGGAGGAAUGGCCACUAAGGGAAGAAGUGGUCACAUGGUGAUGGGAGAUGAUUGUACCAGCUGUCUAUCCAGCAGGUUCAAACCUUGAAUCCAAUAUGCACCCUGCUCUGCCGUGGACUUUCCCCCCAGCUAUGUGUCUUCCUACCUCAGGUCAAUAGCAGGUGUACAGAACCUCACAAACAGAAAAGUGACUCCAAAAUUUCAACCAUGCUUAUUUGUUGAGUCACAAACUGCUCCUAGACAUUUCCCUUUGGUACUGUCUUGUAUAUAUGACAUACCUUUCUAUUCAACCCCUAUCCUCCCUGAGCUUUUAGGCCAUGUUACGUAAAAGAGGCUCUCUCAUUGUUUGUGGUACAUUCCUGUUUGUUACCUGGAAUGCCAUACUGGUUCUCCUUCUAUGGGGGAGGCCACCGUCUGGUCAAUCAGGUGAGCCUGGCAAAGAGCAGAGCAAGCUGGGUAAAGACCCAGUUGUUGAUGUUAUGGAAGAUGUGCUCCGAAUGGCAGACACAUUUGAGGCAGAACUUGAAAUGCAGAAAAAAAUUCUGCUACAGAUCCAAAGUCAUCACUCACUGUGGGAACCACCAAAAGGAAUUGGGCAGAAGGUAGUUCCCAGUCAAACCGUCAUUCCUAUCCUGGUUAUCGCCUGUAACAGGGUCACUGUGAAACGCUGCUUGGAUAAACUGCUAGAAUACCGCCCCUCAGCCGAGCUCUACCCUAUUAUAGUCAGCCAAGACUGUGGACAUGCCGAGACAGCUGAGGUAAUUAGUUCUUAUGGCAAUCAGCUAAUUCACCUGAAACAGCCAGAUCUGUCAGAUAUCGCUGUGCGACCGGAACACAGGAAGUUUCAAGGUUACUACAAAAUUUCCAGGCAUUACCGAUGGGCUCUUAACCAGGUGUUCAGAUCCCUUUCUCAUACUUCUGUUGUGAUCGUUGAGGAUGACCUGGAGGUGGCGCCAGACUUCUUUGAGUACUUUGGAGCGCUACACCCGCUCCUGAAAUCUGAUGUCAGUCUGUGGUGCGUGUCAGCCUGGAAUGACAAUGGCAAGGAUGGUUAUGUGGAUCCUGGCAAAGCAAACCUGCUCUACAGGACAGACUUCUUCCCUGGCCUGGGCUGGAUGCUCCUCAGAGACCUGUGGGAAGAGUUGGAACCCAAGUGGCCAGCUUCUUUCUGGGAUGACUGGCUGCGUCAGCCAGAGCAGCGUCGCAACCGAGCGUGUAUCCGCCCAGAGAUAUCACGAACAUUAACUUUUGGUCGGAGUGGGGUGAGCCUGGGGCAAUUUUUUGACAGAUACCUGCGUUAUAUCAAACUCAAUUCUGAAUUUGUGCCUUUCACCAAAAUGGACCUGAGUUUCUUGAAGGAGGAGAUGUACAGAGAGAAGUUUGAGAAGGAUGUUUACAGUGCUCCUGUGGUGACAUAUGAAGAUGUGAAGCAGGGUCAGCUGACUGGACCUGGGCCCUUUCGCCUGCAGUACUCGACGAAGAACAGUUUUAAAACCCUGGCUAAGAAUUUGGGCAUCAUGGAGGACUUGAAGUCUGGAGUCCCACGGACAGGAUACAGGGGCGUGGUCAGUUUCAUGUCAAAAGGACGGAGAAUCUACUUAGCCCCACCUCCAGGAUGGACCCACUAUGACCCAACCUGGAGCUGAUGAAAGGGAAUGCAGACGGAAAGCCUGUGUGCAGUUGCCUUGAAGUGAUCUACUAGGUGUCAGUGGGAGAGACCAUUCCAUACCAAAGAAUGAAUUGAUUCAAGUUUAUAUUUGAAUAAAUGCUUAAAUGUGGUUUCGCUCAUGCAGUGUCCUUUGAUAAUGAAGAAUGGGUUCUUCUCUCUGGUGUUGGAGUUCCCCCCCCCCCCCAUAUCACUCAGGUCUUUUACAUGAUCCCAAACGUUUUUUACAACGUUGGCUUUAGAGUUACUCAGACAUAACUGUAAAAUUCAAGAGAUUUAUUUUUAUACUAUGCUAAUUGUGCACAUGACAUUGUUUAAGGCAUUUAAUGCUAUACACGCUUUUGUCACUUUUCUUUAAAUUAUAUGCAAUUGUUGGGGGAGCUUAUAUGUGCUAGGUUUUUUAACGAUAAGUGUAUUUUGUAAAUCUGUGGUUUGGUUGCUUAUGGUGGUGGUCAGUGGUAAUAAGUGCAGUAUAAUCCAUCAUUGAAAUGUAAUUAUCUUCACCUUCUGUGCCAUUACUUUCUUCCUCUGUACUUAUCAUUGCACAUGUUUGUUUAAUAACUGUCCAAAGAGUGGACUUUGCACUCGCUGUGCAGAAUUCAUAUUUUUGUGUGUUGCUUUAUUUUUGGAAUAAAGUUGAUACACUGUUUU
Messenger RNA from Lampris incognitus (smalleye Pacific opah), 2479 nucleotides. It is a transcript of the gene mgat1a, whose product is annotated as alpha-1,3-mannosyl-glycoprotein 2-beta-N-acetylglucosaminyltransferase a. The coding region runs from base 480 to 1808 and encodes 442 amino acids. Gene Ontology annotation, molecular function: alpha-1,3-mannosylglycoprotein 2-beta-N-acetylglucosaminyltransferase activity. The record is from RefSeq and is a predicted model, not a curated record. Gene Ontology annotation, biological process: protein N-linked glycosylation. NCBI's taxonomy places the organism in Eukaryota, Metazoa, Chordata, Actinopteri, Lampriformes, Lampridae. Gene Ontology annotation, cellular component: Golgi apparatus. The transcript has 3 exons.